Messenger RNA from Danio aesculapii, 1356 nucleotides. RefSeq names its product SLC2A4 regulator (gene slc2a4rg). The coding region runs from base 190 to 1356 and encodes 388 amino acids. Gene Ontology annotation, cellular component: nucleus. The record is from RefSeq and is a predicted model, not a curated record. Gene Ontology annotation, biological process: regulation of transcription by RNA polymerase II. NCBI's taxonomy places the organism in Eukaryota, Metazoa, Chordata, Actinopteri, Cypriniformes, Danionidae. The transcript has 7 exons. Gene Ontology annotation, molecular function: RNA polymerase II cis-regulatory region sequence-specific DNA binding; DNA-binding transcription factor activity.
GCGAGAGAGAAAAGCAAAACAAUCAUUUUUAUCCCCUUUACCGGCUGCUUUUAGGGUCCGUAGUGAAAUACGCUCUCAGCAGGGAGUCGUAGUCCACACAACACUGUUAAAUGCAUCUUAUCCCGCUCUGCACUAAAAUCUACCGACAGCUGGUGAUUUUGCUUUAGUUGUAUUUCAUCCAGGUCGAAAAUGACUUCCAAGCGCCUUCUCGAGCCGCAGCGAGCCGGCGACAGCACGCCCGAGGGGGGCUGCACCGGCCAGCGAGAGCCUGUCACUGGAAAAGCGUUCAAAACACACGCGCAGCUGCACGAAGGCGCUAUAAGGAAUCUUAGCAAGGAAAUCACUCAAAAUGGACAUUAUCAUACCUCAACGAGGCACUACAUUCAUAAGAAAUUUGCAUGUGGCAGAGAGGAAGAGGAGCCGAGUUCAGGUGGACUCAAACAUGGCUGCCCUGCUCAUCGCCUGGUCCUCAACGGCUUCAGACUACAAGACCAAGUAGAGGCUCGGAGCCCAGUGAGAUGCACUGGAGAGCCAUCCUGUCGUCUGCCAUCUCCUGAGAUGCCACAUCCAAACACGUCCUCCAUCAUCCCCGUACCCCACGACAGGAGUCCUUCUGGUCAUGCUGAUAAAGAAGUAAUGGCCGCCACCGUCCUGACCACACUGUCCACCAGCCCGUUGGUGCUCAACCCUUCCUCCAGCACCUCAGGUGUAGAUCUGGCUGGUAAAGCCUGGAAGGAGAGUCUGUCUGCCAGCUACAGCAGCUCCACCAGUGGAAACUGGAGUUGGGACGCCAGUGACCAAUCAGUGCCCUCCACGCCAUCGCCGCCUCUCUCCAAUGACACGGGCAAGAGCUUCCUGCUGUCCUGUCAGAGCGAUGACAACAAUGAGGAGAGCGAGAGCACACACUUCCUGUUUGAGGACCCCAUCCCUCGCAAACGAAAGAACUCCAUGAAGGUGAUGUUUAAGUGUCUGUGGAAGAACUGUGAAAAAGUCCUCAGCACCUCUUCAGGGAUCCAGCGCCACAUCCGCACCGUCCACCUGGGGCGAAAUGGAGAUUCUGACUACAGCGAUGGUGAGGAGGAUUUCUACUACUCUGAAAUCGAGGUGAACAUGGACACUCUUUCGGAGGGUCUGUCCAACCUCACGCCCACCUCUCCGACCACGUCCGGGCCUCCGCCUGUGUUCCCCGUCCUGACCUGUGACGUGUCCCGAACUGAACCCGCCAACGUGAUCCACACCCCGCUCAGCCAAUCAGCACCCUCGGCACUGUGCCAUAUCCGCACUGACCAUGCUUACCAGGUGACAGCACUGUUUCUGUUCCUUGUAAUCAGCCUUGGAGCAGCAUCAGCUGCGUGA